CAGCUCUCUUCAGACCAACACCAACACCAGAACUACAGUAGACAGCAUCUCUACAUCAGAGCUUUCUGAACAACAGGGCAAUGACACACUUCAGAGUCCUCAGUCUCUGGGUCGUCACCAUUCUCCCUUUGUAUCUGCACACAGGUAAGAGUGUGUGUGUGUGUGAUAUUGUCUGAUGUUCUCCAUUCUCUUGAUACUCAGUAUCUGUAUGUGCUAUAGAACAGUGUUUUCCAGGGCUACAGUAAAAAUGUGUACUGUUGGGGGUACAGGAGGACCAUGGUUGGGGGUACUGGAGGACCAGGGUUGGUGGUACAGGAGGACCAGGGUUGGGGGUACUGGAGGACCAGUGUUGUGGGUACAGGAGGACCAGGGUUGGGGGUACUGGAGGACCAGUGUUGUUGUUACAGGAGGACCAGGUUUGGGGGUCCUGGAGGACCAGGGUUGGGGGUACUGGAGGACCAGGGUUGGGGGUACUGGAGGACCAGUGUUGUGGGUACAGGAGGACCAGGGUUGGGGGUACUGGAGGACCAGUGUUGUGGGUACAGGAGGACCAGGGUUGGGGGUACUGGAGGACCAGGGUUGGGGGUACUGGAGGACCAGGGUUGUGGGUACAGGAGGACCAGGGUUGGGGAUACUGGAGGACCAGGGUUGUGGGUACAGGAGGACCAGGGUUGUGGGUACAGGAGGACCAGGGUUGUGGGUACAGGAGGACCAGGGUUGGGGAUACUGGAGGACCAGGGUUGUGGGUACAGGAGGACCAGGGUUGUGGGUACAGGAGGACCAGGGUUGUGGGUACAGGAGGACCAGGGUUGUGGGUACAGGAGGACCAGGGUUGGGGGUACAGGAGGACCAGGGUUGGGGGUACUGGAGGACCAGGGUUGUGGGUACAGGAGGACCAGGGUUGUGGGUACAGGAGGACCAGGGUUGGGGGUACAGGAGGACCUUGACCUCAUCAACAUGUCUGCUGUCUUCACUGAUCCACUUCCAUGUCCCCCUUCAUCUAUCUCCUCCAAGGUGAUUUUGCAGAGAUCAUUGAUGGAAAUGAAGUACCACCUCACUCCUUACCCUAUAUGGCCCGACUGGAGGACGGUAAAGGCAAUCUGGUCUGUGGAGGGAUCCUCAUUAACGAGUCAUGGGUCCUGACUGCAGCCCACUGUAAAGAACGGACGGGAUAUUUCUCACACAGGUAGGUUGUCACAAUACCCAGAUUGACCUUCUUGUUUUUGUGUAUAUUUGUAAUAUUGUUUUUGUUUCAUUGCAAUAACUUAAUCACAGAAAAAUAUAAAAUGAUGCCAGGUGAUGCCAAGUCAAAAUUGUAUUGUGCUGAAUAGCAAUGUUUCAUUUUUCAGUGUUGCUGUAUUGCAUUGUACCCAACUGUGCUAGUCACAUCCAACAAAUCUCUGAGUCGAUGUUGUGUUUUAACUAAUCUGAUUCUGGAUGUUGUCUUUAGGAUCAAGAAGGUCAAUCUGGGUGUCCACUCGGUGAACAAUGAAGCUUUCAGACAACUCGUAGACGUGAAGAAGCAUGUUCCUCAUCCCUACUUCAAUGUUGCAGAGUUCCGCCACGACAUCAUGCUGAUAAAGGUCAGGAUAAAUACUAAAGAAUGAUUAUAACAAACUUAAUCCAUAACAUUUUCUGUUCAAAAUAAGGUGCACCGUGGAACCACUAUUCUGUCAGAGACAUUGUAAUAAAGAUGUCACUAUAAUAACUGAAUCAAUACAUUUUAAAUGGGGAACAAAAAAUCCAAACUAGCUUUUUUUCCCCCAGGUGUUUGUGAAAGUAAAGACACGGUGGAAUGCAUUUUUUAACGUGUUACAAUAAUUACUGUUGUAAUUAUUGUAUUUCCAACACAUUUCCGGUAGGGUAGUUUUUUUGAUGAAAGUAAAGGUCAAUUUUGCACCAUCCAUCCCCCUUCUUAUGUCCCCGGUUUCCUCCAGCUGAAGAACCCAGUGAAGCUGACCAACACUGUGAAAGUCAUGGAUCUACCCAACCCUGUAUCGGAUGUCCCGGCUGGGACACAGUGCUUUGCGGCCGGAUGGGGACUCACACAGCAGAAUGGUGACCCGUCUGAUGUCCUGAUGUCUGUCAAAGUCACCAUGAUCGACAGGAAGAAGUGUAACUCUCCUAAUUACUACAACUUCUUCCCUAUCAUCACUGGAGGAAUGCUGUGUGCUGGUUUCGGACACGAUAAAGCUGGCACUUGUCAGGUCUGUGUUAGUGUGUGUGUGUGUGUCUUUGUGUGUGUGUGUGUGUCUUUGUGUAUGUGUUUGUGUGUGUGUGUGUGUGUGUGUGUGUGUGUGUGUGUGUGUGUGUGUGUGUGUGUGUGUGUGUGUGUGUGUGUGUGUGUGUGUGUGUGUGUGUGUGUGUGUGUGUGUGUGUGUGUGUGUGUGUGUGUGUGUAAGUAAUCAUCGUGCAUUGUCUGUGUGUUUCAGGGAGACUCCGGUGGCCCGUUGGUGUGUAGAGAUAAGCUAAGGGGAGUCGUGUCGUUUGCUGCUGGAUGUGGUCACGACAACAGACCUACAGUGUACACAUUCAUAUCUAAAUACACUGACUGGAUCACUAAAACCAUCCAAACCUCUGGCUGAUUUACAUACAGUUGAAGUCGGAA
Molecule: messenger RNA, 2608 nt
Organism: Coregonus sp. 'balchen'
Lineage: Eukaryota; Metazoa; Chordata; Actinopteri; Salmoniformes; Salmonidae
Source: the annotation of a GenBank genome assembly